Molecule: messenger RNA, 5542 nt
Organism: Fundulus heteroclitus (mummichog)
Lineage: Eukaryota; Metazoa; Chordata; Actinopteri; Cyprinodontiformes; Fundulidae
Gene: sema3h
Product: sema domain, immunoglobulin domain (Ig), short basic domain, secreted, (semaphorin) 3H
Exons: 18
Coding region: 462-2777 (771 amino acids)
Biological process (GO): semaphorin-plexin signaling pathway; positive regulation of neuron migration; negative chemotaxis
Molecular function (GO): chemorepellent activity; neuropilin binding; semaphorin receptor binding
Source: RefSeq, a predicted model, not a curated record
CUCUUCAUUCUCCGCCUUCCACAGAGAGAAAGAGGAAAAAGCACAUGCGGAGGGGAGCUCGGGCAACACAUGAACAGCAGAGAGCUGUCAAGCUGCGAGGAGGCAGCGGAGAGACGCCUCAGUCUUUUCUUGGAAUACAUUCUCCUCUUCAUCUCUGAAGCCCACACACACACACACACGCGCGUAAACUCACAAACACGCGGACGGGUGUGGGUGCCUCCUGUAGAAGAAGCAGACAAUUAUUUUAUGGAUCUGGACGCAGGAGAGGCGGACGAGCUUGGACUGUUUAAAAGUGUUCAGGAUCUUAGAGACUUAAACUCUUCAAGGAUUCAAACUUUUUUCUGUUUUUUUUUUGUGUGUGAAGCAUUUUAGCAGUUAAGACUUUAGGACUUGGCUGAGGGAGGAGACCCCGGAGCCGAGUGAGUUGUCUGAAUCUGUCAGGUUGCAGCUCGGCGUGCGUGAUGAGGAGGAAGAUGUGCUGGCUGCUGACAGCGGUCCUGCUAGCCCACCUUGGAGGCGCUCUGACGGGAGCAUGGAGAGCAGCUCAACCAAGGCUGCAGUUUACUUACUCCGAGCUGAUUCAAAAUGGCCGGCUGCUGACGCUGCCCUUGGAAGCAGGAGACCUCCAGUCCAUGCUGCCCGAUGAAGACAGGAGGCGUCUAUAUGUGGCCAUGAAAGAUAAUCUUCUCUCUACAAGUCUGGAUGAUAUAACACAGAACCCACGCAAGCUUUUCUGGCCGGCCAGUCCGGACCGUAUCCAAGAAUGUCUCAUGGCUGGGAAGGAUUCAGAGCUGGAGUGCGCCAACUUCCUGCGAGUCCUGCAGCCGUUUAAUCAGACUCACCUGUAUGUGUGUGGCACCGGGGCUUUCAAUCCGCGCUGUGCUUUCAUCGCUACCGGCAUCUUCCACCAGGCAGAGUACCAAACUCUCUCCUACGGCCAGACAGAGUGUGGGAAGGGCAAAUGCCCCUACGACCCAUUCCAGAAAACAGCUUCUGCUGUUGUCGAUGGAGAGUUGUACGCCGGGAUCACUUCAGACUUCAUGAGCCGAGACUCGGCUUUCUUCCGGAGCCUUGGCAGUCGACAUGUCAUCCGCACAGAGCAGUACGAUUCUACCUGGCUGCAGGAUGCCCAGUUUGUGCGGGUAGCGCCACUGUCUGAAACUGAUAACCCAGAAGAUGAUAAAGUUUACGUGUUCUUCACUGAGCGUGCCCAGGAGGCGGAGGGCGCGGCCGGGAAGGUUCUCUACUCCAGAGUUGCGCGCGUUUGCAAGAAUGACAUCGGUGGUCAGAGGAGUUUAGUGAACAAGUGGAGCACCUUCCAGAAGGCCCGCAUGGUGUGUUCGGUUCCAGGACCAGACGGCCUGCAGACACAUUUCGACCAGCUGCAGGACAUCUUUAUUCUGCAUGGGAAAGACAAGAAGAAUCCGCUCAUCUAUGGCCUGUUCACGACCUCGAGCGACAUCCUGAACGGUUCGGCAGUGUGUGUUUAUCGCAUGGAGGACGUCGUUCGAGCCUUUAAGGGCAACUUCCUGCAUAAAGAGGGGCCUCAGUACAAGUGGGCCGAGUUCACCGGAAAGGUGCCGUACCCACGGCCAGGAACUUGUCCGAGCAGCACAUAUGGAAGCUACAGCUCAACCAGAGAAUACCCUGACGACGUGAUUUUCUUCAGCAGGACCCAUCCGCUGCUGCAGGAACACGUGCUGCCUCUGGGAGAGCGCCCACUUUUGGUGAGAGUGGGCGUCCACUACAAGUUCAGCAAACUGCUGGUGGACCGGGUGGAGGCUGUGGACGGCACGUAUGAUGUCCUGUUCAUCGGCACAGAUUCAGGACUUGUGCUUAAGGCCAUCCACCUGCCCAGAGAGCACGGUCAGAGUCAGGAGGUCACUCUGGAGCAGCUGCAGGUUUUUCAGCAUAAAUCAUCCGUUACAGCGAUGGCGUUGUCAAAGAAAAAGUGGCUGUUUGUGGGCUCCAGGGAGGGCGUGUCCCAGCUGGCCCUGUACCAGUGUGAGCUGUACGGUCAGGCCUGCGCAGAGUGCUGCUUGGCACGGGAUCCCUACUGCACCUGGGACGGACAUGCGUGCAGCCCCUAUAUGCCCACCGUGCGCCGGAGAAACGCUCGGCAUUUAGGGGAGGAGGAGGACCCGCUGACUCAGUGCGUCCGACAAGGAGCUGGGCUGCAGGUGGAGGCGGAGCAGAGGGUCAUGAUGGUUGCGGAGGGUAACAGCACCUACCUGGAGUGCCUGCCUCGAUCCAGACAUGCUGCCGUUACCUGGUAUAAACAAGCUGGAGAGAACAGUGCCGAACUAAACCAGGUGCUGACAGGUGACCAGCUGGUGGUGAUAGAGCGGGGCGUCCUGAUUCGCCGAGCCGAGCUCUCUCACGGUGGCGUCUACCACUGCCAGGUGGAGGAGCACGGCUACCACUGGACUGCAGUCACCGUCCGCCUUGCUGUCUGGAGCCCUUCUGCCAAUCGUGUCCUCGCCUCUUUGGCUGCUUCGUCCUAUCAGAGCGCAGGAACCCAGCCCUGGUACGAGGACGUGAUGGCCCUGAUUCACCCUGGAAACCUGGGCGAGCACUGCAGGGCCCUGGGAUACCGUCCACCACGCAACCAGCGUCAUCGCGGGGACUUUAUGACUGCACCACAUAAGGAGAAAGAGAGGGCUGAGAAGCACAAGCAUGGAGGAGGAAGAGGAGGAGGUGGAGGCGUGGGAGGAGGACGCGCAGUAGGGAGGAAGAGCAGGAGCAAGCCUCAACAGAGGGCACCGAGGAGCGCUUGAAUGCAGAUCUCCAUUGACUGAAACACACAUACACACUUUGUGUAAUCUACACACGCACACACUUAACUUAUACUUUAGGACCCACACAUACUGUAUGUACAGAGACUACAUCAUGCGCAUGCACUUAUCUAAAGAAAAACAGCAUCCUCUCAUUUUAGCAGUCGAGUCAAACGCCGCAUAAUCAUCUGAAACUUUGUACAGGACAGCUUGGACAGCGGAGGACCGGUCCGCGUGGACAAAAAUGACUUUGUGAAUAAAGUUACAACAGUAGAAUAGCUUAGGUUGCAUAGCAUGUCGAAUGAAGGACGGACAGCACAGCCAGAACAACCUGUGUUGUGACUAGGACAUUUAAGUGCAUAUCGUGCAUGUGGAGGAAACGUUUUUCCACGAGCUACACAUUCAACAUUUUAAAAACUUGUAACCCUACUGAACCGAUGUUGAACCUAAGGGAAAACCUUUGAGCUUUGUAUGUUUUUUUUUCCCCCUCCAAUUGUAUACGCAUUUCCUGAUUGCGUAUACAAUUGUUAACUUAAAUGGGAAAAAGUAGGUUUACGGUAGUCUACAUCAUCUUUUAGCAGAGCAAAGUUAUCUGGGUUGUAAGAAGAAUUUUCUAAUCCUUGGUCUGUGUUAUACUCACAUUUGAAGAACUCCCCCUCUUCUCGUGUCUGAGAAUUGGUAAUCAUUUGGAAUGAAGCAACACAUUUUCUCUAGCGGUGGAAAAAGUCGAAGCAAGACGAAGAAACAAAAAACGCAGACUGUGCUGAAAAGAACUCGGAUGUGGUCAACUGGUUACCAAUGCCUCAAACAUAGUAAUGGAGUGAUAGGAGGAAUAAUCACGGUGUGAUACCUCAAAUUACUGAUAAUGCAGUUUCACUGUACAUUCAUAAAAAUUUAAAGAAGAAUUACACAAUAAAAUGACAACAGAAAAGCUACAACUUGAUACACAGACUUAAAUAAAAAUAUGGACUACACAGAUGCUAAAUUUGGCAGUAGUAUUCAAGUGCUAAUUGCACUGAGCUGUCACUCUAAAACAGUGUUACACUAAAAAGAGUGAUGGCUGGCCCUCCAUUAGUUUCCACGCCACAACUCUCCCGUGUUUUUCAAAACCUAAAAUAUUUCCACACAGUCAACUUUAACUACAACAGAAGGGAAAUCUGUGGUUCUCCAACCUUUUAUCUGGCAUCUUAUUAAAAAUACUUCCCGUUUGUGUAUUUUUAAUUCAUAGCUGCAGAAAAUCUCGGUACAUCUUGAUACCGGACCGACCCUUUAAUCACCAGUGAUUGCUAAUUGAGAUGUUCAAAACUGAGUUACCUAUCCAGUAAAAACAAUGUAUAAUUUAACACAUUAGGCUUUCUUAGAUUGUAAGUAGCAAUAGAAAAGACGGAUAAUUAUAUAGAAAACACUGACCGAUACUGCCACAUACCAUAGAUUUCCAAACCGUUCACCAGCAGUGAGACCUUUGUUAGUUUCUUCAGAAAGGUGCGGUUCCAUAAGAUUACUGACUGUGACCACAGAGAUGAAAAGCUGAGGAAAAAGUGCAACAUUUCCUUUGAUGAUUGACUUUCCCAGGGUAUCAGCGCUGUGUGCUGCAGCUGUACCAACCACUACAAAAAGAGAUUCCCCAUUGUGUUUACCUCCACGCUUGGUGCCGUGACAUUAACUCGGGAGGUUCAGACACAGUGCUGUUGCUAAUUUUGUGCCAUGUGGGGAUAAUGUGAGUAAAACAAAACACGUUCAAUUCUAUUUUGAGGGCUGGUUUAGUUUGUUCGGACUCCCCCAUACUGCCCAGAUCUGGAGAACAUGAUAAGGCGUGUUUAAAAAUGUCAGAAAGAUAUCAAGAGCUAAAAGGUUUUCCAUUCCGACAUGAAUGUGCUUUAAAUGGCUUCAACAAGGGUCGCAAUUUGGAUGUUCGCUGCCUGCUUUUUUGGGGAAUUUCUAUUCUUUGCUAUUCAAAUUAUAUUUCAAUUAGAUGAAACCUAUAUUGUUUUAAGCUCCUUAUCUAUUAAAGAUGAAAUGAAUAUUUUCUGUUAUUUGAACUGUGGGUGUUCUCAGUAUGUGGAACAUUGGAAAAUUUGCUUACAAAAGAUUUUCCACUUGGGUUUGAUUAAAACAAACAACAACAACAACAAAAAAGCUGAGGCGGCCGUAACGCCCAGAAGACUUUGUACAUAAUAUGCAUGUUUCUCAAACUACAGACUGGAGGGGACUUUGUGUUGAUCAUCUACGGCUGGUUGUGCAGCUCCAGCUUGUAAUGUUUUCUGACUGCGAGCGAUGAAAAAGGUCCAGUGUGUGAUGAAGAAGCUACCAUCGGGCAUCCUGGAAGCUGGAGGCAGGACUCAGCAGGAACGGUGUCUGCAGGACUUUGGCUUGUCAGAUUUGAGCAACUUCAGUGACUUUUCAAACAAGUAAAGUGUGAUUUGUUUUAAAUGUACACAUGUUAAACACAUCUUCUUCCAUCAUCUGUUUGAUUUUCUUCUUUCGGGUAUUUAUUAGCUUAACUUGGAGUCAAGCAACUUGGUUAGUAAAAGUUCAUCACCAAGUCACGAAAAGACGCAUUUGUUUUAUAUGUGAGCAUCUUUGUCUGCCUGUCUUUGUUUGUAUAUCUGAUGUCCAGUUGUUACCGUUUGCUCCUUCCCACUCCCUCCUGUGGAAACGUCUUUGUUUUAUUUUGAUACCUUCUUUGGUAAACCUUCCCAUUCUCUUGGUAUUUAAAGGUUGAUCUGUUUCACUUUGAGGCAGCAAGAACUAAAGAAGUAUUUAGAAAA